Molecule: messenger RNA, 2329 nt
Organism: Brassica rapa (field mustard)
Lineage: Eukaryota; Viridiplantae; Streptophyta; Magnoliopsida; Brassicales; Brassicaceae
Source: RefSeq, a predicted model, not a curated record
AAAUAUUAAUGACUACCUGUACAGUCGCAAACUGUGGUCAGUAAGCACAUGUUUUCUUGUAGUGGCAGUUAACUUACAAAGAUAGUAACACCCAUUUAAUUCUUCUUCUGUAUAUGCAGAACUUUAGUUUUAAGAAGAACACACAUACGGUUAAAAUUAGAAAAGGUGAGAUUUCAAUAAGCCGAAGCACAAAACACAGAUAAUGUUUUUCUUCUGCGUAUGCUUGAGUUUUCAGAAGAAAAGGUACGAUUUCAGAAAGAAGAGAAUGAAUAGAAUUGUACACAGAUGCGCACAUAGCUGAUAUAUACCAAAUAAUUAGUCUCUAACAUGUCAAAUCACCCGUGCACAACAUUCAUAUCAUUCUCAAAACUUGACAUAGCUUAAUACGACGACGUACCGAAAUGGGCUUAUAGAUCUCCUUUAGGGCACUUGUUAACUCACUUCUCUCUCUAGAAAUAUCCUAUGCCUUCUCUCUUUGUUCACUCCGAUUACUGGCUGACGUCGUUUGACUCUCAUAGCCAAGGCGUCGGUCGGGAUUUCUUGUUCUUCUAUUUCCUAGCUUUGUUUGGUGUAGUUUUCACUUCAUAAAGCUGGUUUUUAAAUCAAGUUAAAAGAUCCAUAUUUUUAGAUUUGAAUUGGAUGAUCUUGCAUGUGGCGUUUGCGGUUUCUAUCUCGGUGCUUGUGCUUGGAUGGCUCAAAAUUUUCGGAGUUUAGGCUUCGUUGUGACACAAUCACCGAUUACCGCUUCGUCUUGGUUUGCUUUCAUCCGAUUCUUGUCUAUUUGUGCCAUGCAUGUUCCUGCUUCAAGUGGUGAACACGCUGUGUGUAAGAGGAGUGAUUUCUCUUGGUGUUGGUGCUACGGGUUCAGUCACGGUGUUGAUCAUCGAUAUUUUCUGGCUCCAAUCCAUUGUUAGGCUCUUAUCCUCAAACUGUGGGAAGGCGCUAGACUCACCGGUUCUCUCCUCGUCUUACUGGAUUUGAUCUCCUUGCUUUCGAUCUCACACUCUCCUAUAUCCUCUUGGAGCAAAAAUAAAGAGUCAAGCUUGUGUCUCAUCUCCUAAUAAUAUACAACUUUGUUAUGUCUCGUCUCUCUUUCUCUUCAACUCAGUUCUUAGUUUACUUGGGUGUCUAGUUAUUUGAUCUUUAAAUCUUGUUUUAUUAUGCUUAUCGGAUUGUUUAAUUUAGCUUAUGGGAAUAUAUGUUUAUAUUCUUCGGCUUUAGUCUCCAAAGACAUACCUUUGUCUAUUGGCUUUUGUGUUAGGGAUUAGUCUAUGGGGUUAUCUUCUUAUAUCCUUGUUGUAUUCCACAAACGAAUUUCUCCAUGUAUCCUUCAAGUUUAAUAUAUCAUCAGUGUUUAAAAAAAAAAAAAUCUCCUUUAGGGAGGUAAAGUCACAAUAACCACUAUGAAAGAAUAACAAUUGAAGUUCUGUUUUCACAAAUAUAGCACUUGCUGGUGGUGUAUAUGGAAUGCAAUACUCUUAAAUAUUAUAUACUAAUAUUUUUUGUAAUUUUUAAAAUUUUGAGUAAGAUAUGUACAUUUUUGUGAAAUAGUAGAGAGUGUUAAUUAACAUGAAUGAUCCAAAAAUCCUCGCCACACGUCUGAGAGAGUUAAUAGGCCCACUAGAAACCCAAAUCAUACAUUUAGAGCCCAUUAAAUUUCACGAAUCCUAGUUUCCCUCUCUCGGAGAAGAUUAGAAGGGGAAAAAGAAGAAAAGGUCGUGAAUGUCUCCGUCCCUCCUCAGGUCUCACGCAAGCUAAAAGGAUCGGAAUCCGGAAUAUUCCCGCCGCCUGUGAAUCUCCGCCGUUAUUAGACAACGGAAAAUCGUUAGUCGGUUUACUGAAGUGCAGAAGCGGCUAGUGAUGUCUCUGAGGAUAAAAUUAGUGGUGGAUAAGUUUGUGGAGGAGCUGAAGCAAGCUCUUGACGCGGAUAUACAAGAUCGGAUCAUGAAGGAGAGGGAGAUGCAGAGCUAUAUCGAAGAGCGAGAGCGCGAAGUCGCUGAGCGAGAAGCCGCCUGGAAAGCCGAGCUCUCUCGCCGCGAGGAAGCGAGGUUGAAGAUGGAGAGAGAGAAUCUGGAGAAGGAGAAGAGCGUUCUCAUGGGGACCGCCUCGAAUCAGGAUAACCAAGACGGAGCUCUCGAGAUUACUGUGAGUGGUGAGAAGUAUCGGUGUCUUAGAUUCUCCAAGGCCAAGAAAUGAGGGCACAAAAGGGUGUGUGUACUCCUUUUCAUUAGCAAUUAGAUAUGAUGAUGAAAUGGAAAAGAAAUUGUUGAAACGAUACUAAGUUUGUGUAAUAAUUGAUUUCAGUGAAGACAAAUUUGUGUUUCCUCCU